Perognathus longimembris pacificus (Pacific pocket mouse) is the source of this 2430-nucleotide messenger RNA. RefSeq names its product zinc finger protein 839 (gene Znf839). The coding region runs from base 98 to 2236 and encodes 712 amino acids. Lineage: Eukaryota; Metazoa; Chordata; Mammalia; Rodentia; Heteromyidae. The record is from RefSeq and is a predicted model, not a curated record. The transcript has 10 exons.
CCAAAGUGGCCCUCCCUCGAGAGCCCUCACUUGGCCACUGACUGGACCACCAGCAGGUGUUUGGACGUCGCCCUCUCCCAGUGAAGGGUCAGCAACAAUGUCACACAAGCAGCUAGAAGCCAUUCGUGUCGAGGUGACAACUGGUGACACAAGAGGUCAGGAAAGGCCAAUGCCACCACCGCUUGCCACCACCCAGCCGCCGGCGGCUCCCAGCUCCAUCCUGGUGAGGCUGUGCACGCUGUCCAGGGCGCAGCCCCGCGGCGGGCGCCGGCCUCGCCCCCCUGCUGGCCAGGGGUUGGCACAGCGGCCGCUGCCCGCCCUCCAGCCGCUCCCGACCGGGGGGGCGCAGGUGCCCCGGGCGCCCAGCCCCUCGGCCGCGUCCUCCAGCGCCGCCGCGCGGGCACCGGCGUCCGGCUCGCCCGCGGAACAGACCGGGAAGCCACGCAGGCCUUCCAGAGUGAAGACGCGUUCCGGACGCAUAUCCCGACCUCCCACGUUCAAAGCCAGGGACUACAGAUUCAUCAGGACGGAGGGCUUGCUGGACGGGCACCCGUCCGACUCCGACGACUACUCGGAGCUGAGCGUGGAGGAGGAGGAGGAGGAGCAGCGGGAGCCGCGGGCGCUCCUCCCCGUGGAGAGCGGCGCCCUGCGGCCCAGGGCCUUCAAGUGCCCGGCCUGUGCCAAGUCUUACAUCGGGCAGGGCGGCCUGGCCCGCCACUUCAAGCUGAACCCGGGCCACGGCCCGCCGGAGCCCGCCCCGUCCCCCGGCAGCGGGGCCCCGGCCGCAGCCCAGGGAGGCCUGCAGAAUGGUCGGUCUGUGGCAGCUGAAGAAAAUGGAAGUCAGUCAGCUCUUUUGGGACCCGAGGACCAAGGCCCUAGGAGAAGCGGAGGCUCAGAGACCCUGACGGAGGGCGGCACAGUCACCUUCCCGGGGGGCAGGGCGGCCCCUCCGCACCGGCGCCCAGCUGGGGCUGCGGGGCUACGCGCCCAGCUCGAGGAGUCUCUCCAGCAGUGUGCCCGCGAGGAGCUGGUGGAGCUGGUGCUGCCGCGGCUGGCCCGGGUAGUGACUGUGUAUGAAUUCCUCCUAACGAAGGUUGAGAAGAGUCAUCUAGCAAAGCCUUUUUUCCCAGCCAUAUAUAAGGAAUUUGAAGAGUUGCACCACCUAGUUAAGAAAAUGUGUCGAGACUACCUCAGCAGCGCGGGUCCACGCUCGCCAGAGCCCCUGGAGAUCCGCGAUCGCACGGUUGCCGAAUCCUUAGGAAUCACAGAAGAAUUUCUGCGGCAGAAAGAAAUCUCCCCCGACUGCACUGCACGGAAGGACCACGUUAGCCGGGCGAUGGACGUGGACAAGCCAGAGGGAGCUGGCCGACCAAAGAGGGACUGUGAGGCUGCAGGCGAGGGGCUGGCCACGGGGAAGAGGCCCCGAAGACACGCGGGGCCAUGGGACAGCAGAGGCCUAGAGGAGCCCAGGCCGUUGUGCGGCCCAUCUGCCAGUGAGGGUUUUCCGCCCACCGUCAGCGGGCAGGGCCCUCUGCUCGUGGCAGGAAGCUGGGGGAUGGUGGUGUCCGAUGGAGAUGGAGGGGCGUUACCUGUGGGCCAGAAGCUGGUGGCAGAGUCGUCGUCUGCUGACUUGGAAGUGAGAAGCGGGACCCCAGGGCCUGCGCUGCUGCGUCAGCACGUCAACGCGCCUGCUCAUUACACUCAGCCAGGGGAGCCCUGGGCUCUGCCCUCAGCCCCCGUGGCAGUGAUCCCCGAAGAGAAGGCAGCAGACCGGGGCGCUGAAGACGGCCAGAUGCACCUAGGGGAGAACGGCGCCCCGGCAGCGGGUGGAGGAGGGGAGCCCCCACAUCUCGCGGAGGGUGGCCCCUACCCGCACCACCCGCAGGCCCGCCCCAGCCUCGAGGACGAUUGUGUCUCCAGCACUGGGCCUGAGCCAGAGCCUCAGCUGGGCCCCGACUGGCUAUGGUCAGCUCAAGGGAGCACGGGAGGCCAGCGCUCCCGCGGGAGGGCUGCUGUGGGGGACACCCCGGCUUUCACAGUGACCAGCGGAUGCCAGGAGGAAUGGGGGGGUGUCCUUAUUCAGACUUCCGACGGAGAUGUCUUGUCCUGUCCAGGUUCCUCCGUGUCUCAGGAGGACGUGGUCCUAGUGACCCACACGGGGGCCGGGGGGGCAGUCCUGAAGGUGGGCCUGCCCGAAGGGGCUCACCUGGGAACCUUGGGGACAUUCUCACCAUGAAAACAGAGUCUUCUCCGUGACGAGCAGGCGCAACCUCUUAGAUCUGGAUAAGGCAAGGUGUGUUUUUCUAAUGUGAAUACUGACACAAAUGAGCGUUUUAUUUAUAAAGAAUAAUGUUUGUCUCACUCUCUGUUGUUCAGAAGAACUCAUUACAAUCAUGGCAGUGUAUUUUUUUUUUUGGUUGUUUUGUUUUG